Penicillium macrosclerotiorum is the source of this 759-nucleotide messenger RNA. Its product is annotated as putative TFIID and and SAGA complex TAF10 subunit. The coding region runs from base 1 to 759 and encodes 252 amino acids. Gene Ontology annotation, biological process: transcription initiation at RNA polymerase II promoter. Gene Ontology annotation, cellular component: SAGA complex; transcription factor TFIID complex; nucleus. The record is from RefSeq and is a predicted model, not a curated record. Gene Ontology annotation, molecular function: promoter-specific chromatin binding; RNA polymerase II general transcription initiation factor activity. NCBI's taxonomy places the organism in Eukaryota, Fungi, Ascomycota, Eurotiomycetes, Eurotiales, Aspergillaceae. The transcript is spliced from 2 exons.
AUGACCGACUCCCAACCUCCCUCCCAACCCCAACCUGCGAACGGGUCACAAGAGCAGUCGACUGUUCCUGAAUCUGCAUCAUCCACCCCCCUCAAAACCGAGCCGGCUGAUUCAGCCAUCAAGACUGAACCCGAUCUCGACGCCUCUAUCGAGCAGGACAUCGACAUGACCGCUGAGCAGACUGCGGCCAGCGCGGGAGCUGAAGACGGCGCUGCGCCAGAGGUUGAUCCCAUGGCUGCGGUGCCGCCGCCGAGUAAGAAGGAGACUAGCUUACGCGAGUUUUUGGGCAAGAUAGAUGAUUAUGCGCCGAUUAUCCCUGAUGCUGUGACAGCCCACUAUCUCACCCUUGCCGGCCUCCCGCCUCCAGGGACCGGGCCGAACCAAACACCACCUCACCUGGCCCGUCUACUGGCUCUCGCGACACAGAAAUUUGUCUCCGAUAUUGCUGCCGACUCAUAUCAAUUUGCCCGUAUUCGUGCAUCCAACAGUUCUUCCGCCAACAACCCAAUGGGCAGUUUGACUGCGGCAUCAGGUCUUGGCGGUCCGGCCGGUGCAGGCGCAGCCCCCGGUGCAAUCGCCGGUGGUGAUGGUGGUAAAGGCAACAAGGGCAAUACACACCUCGGUAUCCAGCGCCCUGGCUUUGGUGGUGGUGGCUCUGGUGGUUCUGGGCAAGGCCGUACUGUGCUCACGAUGGAGGAUCUCGGUAUGGCCGUUUCGGAAUACGGCGUUACUGUAAAGCGGGGAGAGUUCUACAGGUAA